Cydia strobilella is the source of this 1066-nucleotide messenger RNA. RefSeq lists its product as uncharacterized. Lineage: Eukaryota; Metazoa; Arthropoda; Insecta; Lepidoptera; Tortricidae. The record is from RefSeq and is a predicted model, not a curated record. The transcript has 2 exons. The coding region runs from base 212 to 1066 and encodes 284 amino acids.
UACAAUAACAACGUUAAUUGAUCAUAAUUCUUAAUCAACGGACACAGAUAGCCAGUUCCAAAUUGAAUGCCUUGCGCUAUCUAUUGUGAUCAAUCUUGAUUGACAGCUUGAUUGAUGGGCUAUUUCGUCACGAGCACCGAUCGUAAUCAGGAUUUUGUGCGCAUGAUCAGAUCGCGGCGGCGUCAGUCGACUAGUCGAGACUCGGCCUCCAAUGGUGAUGGACGUGCUUGUAACGCCGCCCGCGGCUGCGGCCGAAAAACCUACAUUUGACGAACAGUUUAUAACCGAAUUCGAAACUCUCUCAGAACUAUGGAACUCCCAGCAUAACGAUUACACGAAUAAAUUAAAAAGGCAGAAAGGGUACAACAAGUUGUUGGCAGUUUUUAAACGAUAUAAACCGAAUGCCACGGUGGACGAUGUGCGCAAGAAAAUAAACAGUUUGAGGUCGAAUUAUAGGCGGGAGUUGAGAAGGAUUGCGGAGACGCAUAGAAAUGGGGAUGUUUACACGCCAAGGUCGAAGUCGUUUAAGCUGCUUAGUUUUUUGUAUGACACGGAGAUGCCAGAUUACACUGAACAGAACCCUCAGACAGUAGAUGUGUUUGUAAAAUGCGAAGAACCAGAAACAACGGAGUCACAGCUUUCAAUGUCUCCCGUCCGCGAAGCCCUUGACUAUAACAGCGUAUCGCCAACACAUACCAAUAAAAGCGAUAUACAUCAACCAACCUUUCUAUCAGCUCGAAGUCCAAUGUAUCAACAAGUUGUACAUCCUUUGCAAACUGCAAACGAAAAUUUUUAUGACUACAAUAGCAUAUCACCUACACAAACCAAAAGCGAAGCAUGUCCAGCCUUUCUGCCAUCACCUCGAAAUCCGUAUCAACAAGUUCAACAACAGCAUACUACAGCAUGGUCACUAGCGCACAUUUGGUCUCAAAAGCUGGAAAAAAUGGAGCCGAUGCAAAGAUUAUUAGCAGAGAAAGCUAUCAAUGAUGUGUUGUUUGAAGCGGAAUUGGGGAAUUUGAACAAGAAUUCUGUUAAAAUUAAUGAAUGUAACGAGGGGGACAAAUGA